Messenger RNA from Vicugna pacos (alpaca), 781 nucleotides. Lineage: Eukaryota; Metazoa; Chordata; Mammalia; Artiodactyla; Camelidae. The record is from RefSeq and is a predicted model, not a curated record.
CCCAGGAUCCUGGAGGUCAGAAGUGGUCCUGAGGUGUUUCCGUGUGUCUAGUGAAGAAGGUCAAAUGGGCCCUGUGACCUUUGAGGAUGUGGCUGUGUCCUUCUCCCAGGAGGAGUGGGGGCUCCUUAGUGAUGCUCAGAGGCUGCUGUACCACGACGUGAUGCUGGACACCUUGUCCCUUCUAGCCUCCCUGGCCUGGACCGUGGGCGCUGCUGACUCCCUGAUGUCCUGGCAUUUGGCUGUUUCCCCAUCCUGUGUGCGCGCCGUGUCCCCGGAAGCCGUUCGCAGAAGGCGCUGGGCUCCGAGGCUGGAAGCCUGCGCGUCCGCCUCCAGUUUGUCUCCCCGCUGCUGCCGCGCUGAGUGUGGAGACGUGGGGGGGGGGGUCUGCAUCACAGGCUCCGCCUCCUGUUCUGUGCCCUGCCUGCCCCCUGGGUCCCAGAUACUUACCGCUGAGCAUUUGUGGUCCACACACACUCUUGUUUUUCAGUAUUCUCCCCACGGUUCCUACAGCAGUAAAUAUCUUUCCUCCAGUCUGUCAUUGGUUGAUUCCCUCUGGGCCAGUGUCUUUCUCAUAGUGGCCCUGUUUUCCUGUGAGGACUUGGAUCUGGUAGGUUCCACGGCCACCCAUCCUGAGCUGAGGGGUGGAGGCAGCCCUGGGUGCCUGACGAGGCAGACACCUCUCUAGACACAGGAAGAGGGUUGACUGGAUCCGGGGCUGUGAAGAGGAGCUGUAGGAAGGCGUGGCAGCAUCCGUCAGCCUCAUCCUACAAGCAGAUGUCCU